CUCCCUAUAGGGGAUAUGGAGGACUUUCCUGAUAUGUACCAGGGGAAAGACCCUGAGGACAUUGAAUCUUUCCAGGGUGAGAGGAGGAAGAUCAUUCAGCCGACAUCUUUGAAAGAUCCCAAACUUGAAAAGCUGAAAUCGGUUUUGGUUAACUGGAUCAACAGUACUUUGAAAGAGGAACACAUUGUAGUGCAGAGUCUAGAAGAGGAUAUCUUUGAUGGCCUAAUACUCCAUCACCUCCUUGGGAGGUUAGCUGGAGUGCUUCUGUCUGUGGAGGAGAUAGCGGUGACCAGUGCUGCUCAGACACGCAAGCUGGAGGUCAUCCUGGAGGCCCUGAAUGAGAAACUGGGGCUACAGGACAGCUCUCUCAGCAGGUGGAGUGUCAAACUCAUCCACAACAAAGACUUGCUGGCCACUCUCCAUCUUCUGGUUGCCAUGGUGAGGUGCUUCCAGCCUAAUCUGGAGCUUCCCCCAAAUGUCAGAGUGGAAGUUGUCCUGUUGGAGGUCAACAGAAGUGGAAUCAAAUCAGAAAAGGAAAUAGAGAUUCUUACAGAUGAAAGGUUGGUAAAUUAUUUCCGAUUAUGUUGUUGUGUCCAAUUACAGUUGCAUGUUCUUCAGAGAAGGGAUUCUGUUUCCGAUUCAACUACAGACUCCCUGAGCAGUUCAGACAGUGAGGAUCCCAUUGAGCAGCUGCUGAAGCUGGAACCCCACAAGAUCAACACAGUAAAGCGGGCCAUCAUGCACUUUGUCAACAAGAAGAUGUCAACCUUGGGACUACAGGUGACAGACAUGGAGAAACAGUUUUCAGAUGGUGUUAUUCUCCUGCUGCUGAUUGGACAGUUGGAGGGCUUCUUUGUUCCUCUCUAUGACUUCAACAUCACCCCAGUCAACACUACUGAGAUGCUGCAGAAUGUGACCGUGGCCCUGGACCUCCUGAAUGACACAGGGCUACCCACGACCAACAUUGAGCCCCAAGAUAUAGUCUCUCAGGAUGUGACAGCUACCUUGAAGGUCCUAUAUGCCCUGUUCAAGAAGCACAAAAGCGGAUGAGAGUGGGAAGAACAUGGACGAGGAUCUUAGGAGGUGAAGAUGCCAGAAGUCCUUUGCCUGGGGUGUUUUUCCCCUGGCAAGUCCAGAAUCAUAGGCUGAUUCCCUCUGUGAAAUGUUUACAGAAAAAUCAUAUAUCGAUUCUAUGUAAAGCUUUGUGUACUUUGUGUCAAUAAAAUUGUACUCUAUGUGCCAUAGUUUGAAUAGCAUGGGAAACGAAUUCCCGACCACAUUCAACUUUGAAGAUCCAAGUAAUCUCAAAGUAGUCUGAAAUUGUGAGUAUCCUAUUGUGUUCUAUGACUCUGACGCUGCUGCUCGCUGCAACAAGAUAUCAUAGGAAAACGGCAUCUUGUGACGUUUUUACAAAUCGAUAAGCAUCACAACGUAUGAUGCUUAUGUCAAUACAUUGCAGUCAAUGGAAAAAUAUGAACUUCACAGGGUUGAUGCCUAAGUGAAUACAUUGCAUUUAAUAGGGGAAGAUUAUUGACACAAUGUGGACGCCUUUGGACAUGACACCCUCGUUCUCUCUCAAUUCAAUUCAAUUCAAUGGGCUUUAUUGG
This is a messenger RNA of Salvelinus namaycush (lake trout), 1607 nucleotides long. RefSeq names its product parvin, gamma (gene parvg). The coding region runs from base 16 to 1050 and encodes 344 amino acids. The transcript has 12 exons. Gene Ontology annotation, biological process: substrate adhesion-dependent cell spreading; establishment or maintenance of cell polarity; cell projection assembly. The record is from RefSeq and is a predicted model, not a curated record. Gene Ontology annotation, molecular function: actin binding. Lineage: Eukaryota; Metazoa; Chordata; Actinopteri; Salmoniformes; Salmonidae. Gene Ontology annotation, cellular component: cytoplasm; actin cytoskeleton; focal adhesion.